This is a messenger RNA of Lycium barbarum (goji berry), 1345 nucleotides long. Its product is annotated as transcription factor bHLH137-like. Gene Ontology annotation, molecular function: DNA-binding transcription factor activity; protein dimerization activity. Lineage: Eukaryota; Viridiplantae; Streptophyta; Magnoliopsida; Solanales; Solanaceae. The transcript has 7 exons. Gene Ontology annotation, cellular component: nucleus. Gene Ontology annotation, biological process: regulation of DNA-templated transcription. The record is from RefSeq and is a predicted model, not a curated record. The coding region runs from base 176 to 1036 and encodes 286 amino acids.
CAUCAUUAUAUAAACCCUGACCCUAUUUUAAUUCUCAGACACCUUUAAAUAUUUUCCCUUUUCUCCUUUGCCUGGACAGCUACAUCUAUUUUACCAUUUUUGUGUUCCAUCACUUUCUUGAACCCUUUCCAUUUGUAAUUCCAAAGCAAAUAGUAGUAAUAUCAUAAACAGAACAAUGUCAGCUAAUUUUCCAUACAGUAACUCUUUUCAUCUUGACUCAGUUUUCCUGCCCAUUGAGAUGUCUGGUUUUUUUGAGGAACCAUACAACACUAGAAGUACUGUACCAAAUUUAAUUUCUCAAUUUUACCAACCUGAAUCUAAUUUGCAACAGUUACCUGUCAAUAUGAGUAGUGUUCAUGAAAUUAGCUGCCAUAAUGAACCCUCUCAUGUGACAAACAAAAGCAAUUUUUCUUCAGUCACAGAUAAAAGGGAAAGUAGGGAACCAAUUACUCCAAUGGACAGAAAAAGAAACAGUGAAGGGUCUAAUUCUUCCAUGACCUCUGCUCAAUCUAAGAAUGUAAGUGAGGCUGAUCAUGGAAAAAAUCAAAAGAAAAAAAAGGGUCAUGUAACCAAAGAGAAAAAAACUAAGGUUAGCAAGAAAGAUGAGAAGAAUGCACCUGAAGAGGCCCCUACAGGAUAUGUUCAUGUUAGAGCACGAAAGGGUCAGGCAACAGACAGGCACAGUCUUGCUGAAAGGGUGAGGAGAGAGAAAAUAAGUGAAAGGAUGAAGAAACUGCAAGCACUUGUUCCUGGUUGUGACAAGGUAACUGGAAAGGCCCUCAUGCUGGAUGAGAUUAUCAACUAUGUCCAGUCCUUGCAAAACCAAGUUGAGUUUCUAUCCAUGAAGCUUGCUUCUUUGAAUCCCAUGUACUAUGACUUCGGCAUGGAGUUAGAUGCUCUCAUGGUCAGACCUGACCAGAGUACAAGUGACUUGGAAGCAGCAGUGGCGAACACAACUAGUGGCUAUCGUCUCCUGGAUAGUUCAACAUCACUUAUGUUUCAACAAUUCCAGUUCCCAAAUUCCAUUUCUCAGUAAUUUCGAAUGAAGGUCUAUGGGUGGAUCAAAACAAAUCAGUGGUAAUCAAAAGUGCAUCAAGAACAAAAGAGUCAACUGACCAACUAAAACAGAUCUUUGUGGAGAUACUUUUGUUCCUAUUCAGUAGACUUCUUAAAUUUUAAAGCACCAAUCCUUAGAGCCAUAUAUGUGAUGUGUUUUGAUGUUUCUGUGUAGCUAGAAACAGGAGGAAAGUAUAAUGUAGAGAAAGAAAAUGUACUCUUCUUUUUUCCUACUAGCAGUAAAUAAAUAUUCGUUCAUUGUUGUUUAAUACGGGGGCUUAAUAUUAGA